This is a messenger RNA of Venustampulla echinocandica, 3354 nucleotides long. RefSeq lists its product as uncharacterized. The transcript has 4 exons. Gene Ontology annotation, biological process: mRNA 3'-end processing. Bases 1 to 3354 code for a protein of 1117 amino acids. Gene Ontology annotation, molecular function: protein binding; mRNA binding. NCBI's taxonomy places the organism in Eukaryota, Fungi, Ascomycota, Leotiomycetes, Helotiales, Pleuroascaceae. Gene Ontology annotation, cellular component: nucleus. The record is from RefSeq and is a predicted model, not a curated record.
AUGGCGGAGGAGGACGCAGAGAUAGCUCUCUUGCAUCAGCUGCAGGCGGGACAAGAGAGUGUGGCUUGGGAGAAUAGCGGAGCAAAUGGGGUCGAAGAGGCCGAUCUACCUUCAAAUACUGAGCAUAACAACCAAGAAGUCAAAAAAGAAGUUGCUGCAGAUGAUCAAGUUCUUCGUGCUUUAUCUCCUUCAAGCGCUGAUAAUCUUUCUGAUGGUGGCGAAUAUGAUCCAUCUUCUGUUAUACCAAGCCCCGCGAUCGCUGUUACUGCUGGCGAGGCUUCUAGGUCAAGCUCGCAGUCAUCAAUGCGCAAGCGGAAGACAGUCGGGGGUUUCAUAGCGGAUGAAUCGGAUGAGGAUACCGAUACAUCGACACCAGCACAGAAUUCAACCAACCUGCUUCAACCACCUGCAUCUAGCACCCCUAAGCGCACCCCUUCCCCAUUGCAGACAUCCGUCACCCAGCGAGACUUACAAAGUCCUGCGGAGAAUCAAGAUGAUUCGAGGGACGCUGCAAAUUCAGCAAAUAUCCCUUUUGUGAAUCCCAGUUCCGCUGGACUACCCACUGUGCAAGCCCCUGGAACUCAGGUACUUACAUCAGCAGGUCCAGCUGCUCAAGCAGCAGCGUCUGUCCCAAAAGCCCGCCUUCCAAAUGACAAAACAGGUAUACUUGAAGACAGAAUCAAGGAGGAUCCACGAGGGGACUUGGAUGCAUGGUUGUCUCUUAUCAGUGAGCAUCGCAAGCGAAACAAGCUGGACGAUGCUCGAGCAGUCUAUGAGCGGUUCUUUGCAGUCUUUCCUCAAGCGGCGGAAGUAUGGGUCGCAUGGAUCGAAAUGGAGCUGGACAAUGAGAACCGGAGCGCUGCUGAACAAAUAUUCGGCAAGUCAUUAUUGACUGUCCCUAAUGUCCAACUUUGGUCGGUCUAUCUGAAUUAUAUCCGGCGGGUGAACGACCUGACGAACGACGUCACGGGCAACGCACGGGCAACAAUAUCUCAAUCAUAUGAAUUUGUUUUGUCCAAUAUUGGCAUGGAUCGAGAUUCUGGCAAGAUAUGGCAGGAAUACGUACAAUUCAUCCGUAGCGCGCCUGGCCAGAUCGGUGGCAGUAGUUGGCAAGAUCAGCAGAAGAUGGACCAGUUACGAAAAGCAUAUCAGCGUGCCAUUUGUGUUCCUAUGUCCAGCGUGAACAACUUAUGGAAAGACUAUGACCAGUUUGAGAUGGGUCUGAAUAAGAUGACGGGCCGCAAAUUUCUACAAGAGAAAUCUCCAGGGUACAUGUCCGCACGAAGUGCCAAUACUGCGUUGGAGAAUGUCAACCGAGGUUUGAUCAGAACGACUCUGCCCAAGCUGCCCCCCGCGCACGGCUUUGACGGAGAACAUGAGUAUCUUCAGCAGGUUGAAUUGUGGAAGAAAUGGAUAUCAUGGGAGCAAGAAGAUCCCCUCGUUCUGAAAGCUGACGAGAUGGAGGCAUACAAACAGCGCGUUCUAUAUGUGCUCAAGCAAGCGAUUAUGGCGUUGCGUUUCUGGCCCGAGCUAUGGGUCGAUGCAGCAGAAUGGUGCUAUAGCAAUGGGCUAGACAAGGAAGGGGACACGUUUCUGAAUGAUGGCAUCUCUGCAAACCCCGAAAGCUGCCUGCUCGCAUUUAAAAAGGCGGAUCGUCUUGAAACCACCUUGGCUACCGAGGAGGCUGGGAAGAACUCGGCUGAUCAGGGCGCCAUUGUGCGUGGCCCUUACGAUAAACUCCUCGACACUCUCUACGAUUUGAUCAAGCAACUGAAAGUGCGAGAAGCUCGAGAUUUGGCAAAACUCGAAGAAUCCACUGCGCUUGAUGCGUCGAUCAGUGCAAUCAUCAGUAAGGCAGAGGAUGACGAGGAUGACGAGGAUGAAACCGAAAAGGCGGUUAGAGAGGUUGAUAAAGCCAACAAAACGAGGGCAAUUCAACAGGGCUAUGCAAGCCAAGCGCAGCUUCUGUCUCGAACUAUUUCUUUUGCUUGGAUUGCCCUGAUGCGGGCUAUGCGUCGGAUUCAAGGCAAAGGUGCUGUGAAGGAUGCAGUUGGUGGUUCCAGACAAAUCUUUGCAGAUGCCCGUGCUCGUGGCAAGAUUACUAGUGAUGUCUAUGUCGCUAGUGCGUUGAUUGAACACCAUGUCUAUAAGGAUCCCGCUGGCACGAAGAUUUUUGAACGAGGUGCUAAGCUGUUCCCGGAGGAUGAGAUAUUCAUUUUGGAAUAUUUAAAGCACCUGUUAUCAAUUGGUGACACUACAAAUGCUCGUGUCGCCUUUGAGACAGCUGUCAGCCGCCUAAUCCAAAAGCCCCAGCUCGUUUCGAAAGCCAAGCCUUUGUACUCUUAUUUUCACAAAUACGAAUCAAAAUAUGGCGAAUUAUCUCAAAUACGAAAGUUGGAGCAGCGAAUGGCCGAACUGUUCCCCGAUGAUCCAAAGCUUCUACGGUUUGCCUCGCGAUAUAGUGCAGAGGGCUUCGAUCCCACUGCUGUCCGCCCCAUCGUGUCGCCCGCCACCCAAAUGCGGCCGAAAACUGGCCUCAUGCCCUCAAUUGAACAGCAUACUUCGGUGCAGAACAGUCCCCGGCCACAGUUUGUUCAGGAAAACAGCCCCCGACCGCAGUACCAGCCAGCCAUCAAUUCUCCAAAACGCCCCUUUCCCCUAGAGGACCUUGAAGACCUCAAUCGGCCCCGUAAGCUUGCUCGAGGGGAAUCUCCUCUGAAAGGCGCUGCAGGAAGACGGUUGGACCAGCAGAAGCGGCUUCAGCAGCAUGGAACUCCCACCUGGCAAUCGAAUGCACCGCCAUUUGUGGUUCCGCGAGACAUCACAUUCCUUCUCAGCAUCAUCCCACGGGCUGAUCUCUACACAUCCACAAAAUUCAAUGCCGAGGCCAUGGUCCGAUUGCUGAGCCAGACGCAUGUUCCUGACUACAGCACCUGGAAAUCUUUGCGGGACCAGCCCCAACCGCAGCGAUAUGAUGGUAGGCCUUCCACGAGUUACACCGAGCCUCCCCGUCCCCGAGACCAGACUUCAUAUAAUUAUGCCGGUCAAGAUGACAGGCGCACUGCAGACGCUCAUUCUUGGCAAAGCCAAGGCUCUUACGGCGCUUAUGGCAGUGCCCCAGGCCCAGCCGUAACUCACGGAGGUGAUUCCUACUUAAGGCCACCGCCCCAGGGUAUUGCCCCGCAAGGACUUCCUCCUAGACCAGACUCCAGUGGUUCGGGUUAUUAUCAGUCGGGUAUUGGCGGUGCUCCUGGCACUGGUAACUGGCAAACUCAAGGUCCUUUUCUGUCGCCUGCCCAUACUUGGUAUUAUCAAGCUGACCAGUUUGCGCCAGGUUACUCUUACGCUCGGUAA